AUUCAGUUUUGGGCGUUUUGGGUGUUGUCCGGUGACAAGCAACGCUAAGCGUAAUGAUCAAACAAUUUAACCCUUGUGUAUUAAUUUUAUUCGUUUUGUGACUGUUAAUGACCGCUGUUGAUAGUACUUUCCAAAAAAGCAUGAUAUUAUGAUGAGUGCUUUCUUAUAUUAUUUCUUUGCUUUGAUUUCCUUUACAACAAAUUGUAAAGCAGAUUCACUGAAAUAUUAUUACGAUUAUGAAUGCAACGAGCCAUUAGUAGCCAAUGCUAAACUGAGUGCCACUUCCAGUCUGCGAGAUAGAGGUCCAGAUAAUGCUAAGUUAUAUGGUUCGUCAGCUUGGACGGCGAAGGAGGCGUCAUACUUUCAGCACCUAACCAUUAACCUGCUAGCGCGCAAGGAGUUGCGCGGCAUCGCCACCAGAGGGCGCUGUGCCACUCAGGAAUAUGUCUCCGAGUUUAUGAUACAGUACUCGGACGAUGGGGAAAGUUGGCGGGAGGUUGCAUCUUCGGAUGGUUACAUUCAGAUGUUCGAAGGCAAUCACGACGGCAACACAGUGAAGCGGAAUGAAUUCGAAGUGCCUAUAAUAGCUCAGUACAUUAGGAUAAAUCCGAUGCGAUGGCGGGACAAGAUAUCCAUGCGCGUUGAGAUCUACGGUUGUGAUUAUGUGGCCGAUACAUUAUACUUCAACGGAUCAUCACUGGUGAAGAUGGACCUGCUGCGGGACCCGAUCUCCGCGUCUCGCGAGGUGAUCAGGUUCAGGUUCAAGACGAGCACGGCGUCGGGCGCGCUGCUGUACUCGCGCGGCACUCAGGGCGACUACGUGGCGCUGCAGCUACGGGAUAACAGGCUUGUCUUCAAUAUAGACCUCGGGUCCGGUACGGCGACGUCAGUGUCUGUGGGCAGCCUGCUGGACGACAACAUGUGGCACGACGUGGUGGUGUCCCGGCAUCGCCGCGACCUCAUCUUCUCCGUGGACCGCGUCGUCGUCACCGGACGCGUCAAGGGGGAGUUCUCGCGCCUCAACCUCAAUAGAGCGUUGUACAUCGGAGGAGUGCCGAACUUCCAAGAGGGCCUGGUGGUAGACCAGAACUUCACCGGGUGUGUGGAGAACCUGUACCUCAACGCCACCAACGUCAUCCAGGAGGUGAAGCAGGGCUACGACUCCGGGGAACCCUUCAAGUUCCAGAAAGUUAACACCCUCUACAACUGUCCUGAGCCGCCGGUGGUGCCCAUCACCUUCCUGAAGGAGGGGUCGUACGCGCGGCUCCGGGGCUACGCCGGCGCCACCACCCUCAACGUCUCCCUCGAGUUCCGCACAUACGAGCACCACGCCCUGCUCAUCUACCACAAGUUCAAGACUGAGGGAUAUGUCAAGGUUUACCUGGAGGAGGGGAGGGUGAAGGUGGAGCUGUCGACUGGAGGCGGUCCCGGGGGCGGGGCGACGGUGGGCGGGCCGGUGCGCCUGGACAACUUCCCCGAGCCGCAGAACGACGGGCGCUGGCACGCGCUGCUGCUCACCCUGGCCCCCGACUCCCUGCUGCUGGCGCUGGACCGCCGCCCCGUGCGCACCACCAAGCUGCUGCGCUUCCAGACUGGACCCACCUACUACAUCGCCGGUGGCAAAGCCCCGCCGCGAGGCUUCAUCGGGUGCAUGCGCAAGAUCGCGGUGGACGGCAACUACCGGCUGCCCACAGACUGGACCAAGGAGGAGUACUGCUGCCCCAACGAGGUCGUCUUCGACGCCUGCCAGAUGAUCGAUAGGUGCAACCCGAACCCCUGCGAGCACGGCGGCAGCUGCACGCAGACCGCGGACGAGUUCACCUGCAACUGCCAGGGCACGGGCUACGCCGGCGCCGUCUGUCACACCUCGAUCCACCCGCUGUCCUGUGCGGCGUACAAGCAGGCGCUGGGCGCGUCGCGCUCGGCCGACGUGCUGGUGGACGUGGACGGGUCCGGGCCGCUCCCCGCCUUCCCUGUCACCUGCCGCCUGCACUCGGACGGCCGCGUGGUGACGGAGGUGUCGCACUCAGCGGUGGCGGGCUCGUCGGUGGACGGGUACCAGGAGCCGGGCAGCUUCCGGCAGGACGUGGUGUACGAGGCGUCGCGCGCUCAGCUCGAGGCCCUCCUCAACCGCUCCCACACCUGCUCGCAGCGCCUCGACUACAUGUGCCGGCACUCCAGGCUCCUCAACUCUCCCAGCGAGGAGGCGACGUUCGCGCCGUUCGCGUGGUGGGUGUCGCGCGCGGGGCAGCGCAUGGACUCGUGGGCGGGCGCUCCGCCCGGCAGCCGCAUGUGUCGCUGCGGCGUGCUCGGCAGCUGCAUAGACCCCACCAAGUGGUGCAACUGCGACGCCGAGUACAGCCCGCUCAAAGCUGAAGAGUUCCAGGUGGACGGCGGGGAGAUCACGGAGAAGGAGUACCUGCCGGUGAAGCAGCUGCGCUUUGGCGACACCGGCAGCCACCUGGACGAGAAGGAGGGCCGCUACACUCUCGGCCCGCUGCUCUGCGAGGGUGACGACUUGUUCAGCAAUGCGGUGACUUUCCGCAUCUCCGACGCGGUGAUCUCGCUGCCGACCUUCGACCUCGGCCACAGCGGCGACAUAUACUUCGAGUUCAAGACCACCAAGGAGAAUGCCGUCCUGCUGCACGCUAAGGGUCCGACUGACUACAUCAAGCUGUCGCUGAUCGGCGGCGACCAGCUGCAGUUCCAGCUGCAGGUGGGCGACACGCCGCUCGGCGUCUCCGUCGAGACCAGCAGCCGCCUCGCCGACAACAACUGGCACUCCGUCUCCAUCGAGCGCAACAGGAAGGAGGCGCGCGUGGUGGUGGACGGCGCGCUGAAGAACGAGAUCCGCACGGCGAAGGAGCCGGUGCGCGCGCUGCACCUCACCACGGCGCUGGCGUUGGGCGCCUCCCUCGAGCGCACCGACGGCUUCGUCGGCUGCGUGCGCGCGCUCCUGCUCAACGGACGACCCGUUGACCUCGUCUCGUACGCGCGCAGAGGUCUGUACGGCGUGUCGGAGGGGUGCCACGGCAAGUGCGAGUCGUCGCCGUGCCUCAACAACGGCACCUGUCUGGAGCGCUACGACGGCUACACCUGCGACUGUCGCUGGACCGCCUUCAAGGGACCCAUCUGCGCUGACGAAAUCGGUGUGAAUCUGCGACCCAACUCUAUGGUGAAGUACGACUUCCUUGGUUCGUGGCGGUCUACGAUCAGCGAGCGCAUCCGCGUCGGCUUCACCACCACCAACCCCAAGGGCUUCCUGCUCGGCUUCUUCUCCAACAUCACCGGAGAGUACCUCACCCUCAUGGUCUCCAACUCCGGAUAUCUACGCGUGGUGUUUGACUUUGGAUUUGAGCGGCAGGAGAUCAUCUUCCAGGGCAAGCACUUCGGCAUGGGCCAGUACCACGACGUGCGUCUCUCGCGCAAGGACAGCGGCGCCACCAUGGUCCUCCAGGUGGACAACUACGAGACGCAGGAGUACAGGUUCAACAUAAAGGAGUCUGCGGACGCGCAGUUCAACAACAUCCAGUAUAUGUACAUAGGACGCAACGAGUCCAUGAGCGAGGGGUUCGCGGGCUGCGUCUCCCGCGUUGAGUUCGACGACAUCUACCCCCUCAAGCUGCUCUUCCAGCAGGACCCGCCGCCCAACGUGCGCACCAUAGGCGGCAUCCUGCACGAGGACUUCUGCGGCGUGGAGCCUGUCACGCACCCCGCGGAGACGCCGGAGACGCGCCCGCCGCCGCCCAACGACCUGCAGGCAGAGCUCGACUUCCACCGCACCGACGAGGCCAUCCUCGGCACGGUGCUGGCGUUCAUCUUCCUGCUGCUGGUGGUGGUGGCGGUGGUGCUGGUGCGCGCACUCUCGCGUCACAAGGGCGAGUACCUCACACAGGAGGAGCGCGGUGCUGACGGCGCGGCGGACCCGGACGCGGCCGCGCUCGCCGCCGCCACCGGCGCCCGCGUCACCAAGCGCAGGGAGUUCUUCAUAUAGCACCAUCAUCCUCCACCACCACCACCAUCACCACAUCAACAACAUCUACACUUACAUAUUGUCUUAUUUCAUACAAUGCGAUCAUUUGAUAUUAAUAGCGAUACAACUUGCACAAUUCCUCUAUCAAUAGUACAUCAAAAAUUACAUUUCUUUAAUGUUUUAUUAUAUAUUAUGUAAUCACAUGUCACAUUCCAUGAGAAAUUAUCAUAAAUAUGUCACCUGUAGGGUCAACUUUACCGGGUGUAUUAUUUCUCUAUGACAUAAAACGUAAAUCAUAAAUCACGAGAAAUCUCAAAAUAACUAUUUUUAAAAUUUAAUUUUGUCAUAUAAUUUGGUAUGUCCGAGCACAAUUCAUGUCAAUAUGAAUAAGUAACUUGUAUAAGUUUUGCAGAUUUGCUCUUAAAUAGAUUUAAUAUAAACGUCAGUUUCCACUGCUCGUACAAAACAUGUCAUUAUUGUUCGAACAAAAUAUGUUUGAGAAGUAGUAAUAUGUUUUGUACAAGUUUUGGGUAAUGAAAACUUAUGAAAUAACAUUGAAAUUGCUUCUACAAGGCAUUUUUGCAAUUGCGUGACCUCUAAAUGCGUUUUUUUGCAACAAAUCAAUGUAUUUUUUAAAUAAAAAUGCAUGACACAAUGUAAUAACUUUAUUAAGA
Molecule: messenger RNA, 4647 nt
Organism: Papilio xuthus (Asian swallowtail)
Lineage: Eukaryota; Metazoa; Arthropoda; Insecta; Lepidoptera; Papilionidae
Gene: Nrx-IV
Product: neurexin-4
Exons: 25
Coding region: 149-3994 (1281 amino acids)
Source: RefSeq, a predicted model, not a curated record